AAAGCUUUAAAUGAUGACUGUCGCAAAAUAUGUUUUAUAGGAAAACAAGGGUUAAAAGAUUUUUGUAAUCUAGAUAAGGAUUUUUAAGAUAUUUGGAGGUCUGGCUUGCUUGAGACUACAUCAUACAGACUAUUUCUUAUCAUCAUGAGCAGAAAAUCAAAAAAAGUAUAAAACCUAGAGCAUUUCAAACAUGGGUGAUGACAUUACCACAAACUCUAUAUCAAAGGGUUGUUUUCUUCAAAAACCAGUCUUGGCAAAUCAUUCUCAUUCUAAAAAAAGAACCAUAGUUAACAGAAAGUUAUCACCAGGAUUUUUUUACCCAAAACUGGAGAAUGAAAGUCAAACAGAGCGUGACCAGAGAUUUGAAGCAUAUCAAAAUUGUUGGAAUAAAUUAGAUGCAAUGAUUAAAGAUGUACAACAAGAGCUGAACCAAAAAGUUUUCGAUGGACUUCUUCAUUUUUUUGCAAAUGCAUAUCAGAAACAAAGAGUUUUUCCUAUUGCAGAAAUUCCAACAGCUGUUCUUGUUACAGGUGUAAAUUUACCAGAUCAUGAAACUAUUUUUUCUCAUCUUCAAACUGAGUUGAAAGAAAAAAUUACACCAUAUAUAGCUUGUGUAAAAGCCAAAGAAUGUUGUAAUUUGAAGUCAAUGCUAAAGUUAAUUUUUAAUUCAUUAGUUGCAUCAGCUGAUCAAGUAAAAUUAUGUGACCAAACCAUGACUUCAGAUACACAAGAAAAUAAUAAAGAUGACAAUAAAGUUGAAACUAAAAAGAAGUCAUCUGUUUUCAAUCAUUAUACAUUUGAUGAACUUACAUCAUGGUAUAAACACAACUGUGAUAAGAGUGUUAGCGAAGACAAAGUUAAUGACACAAUAAAGUCUGUACAAGAAAAUUCCUUAGUGUUUAUUAUAGAAGAUUUUGAAAGUUUUUCACCCUCCGUUUUACAAGAUUUUAUAUUAAUUUGUAGUGAACAUAUUGCAAACCUUCCAAUUGUUUUACUUUUUGGAAUUGCUACAACAGUAUCUUCUAUGCAUCAAUCUUUGCCUCAUUUUGUAUCGUCUCAUCUGUCUGUUGAAAAGUUCCAAUCACAGCCAUCAAUUAUAUGUUUAACUGAAGUUAUUGAAAAGGUUCUUUUGACAAGUAAUGCUCCAUUUAAACUUGGGCCUCGUGUGUUUCGAUUAUUGUUUGAGUCGUUUUUGUACCAUGAUUUUUUACUAAAAAACUUUGUCAAAGGGCUACAGUUUUCAGUCAUGGAACAUUUUUACAGAAAUCAAUUUAGUGUUCUUAGUAUGAUGAACUUGAGCGAACAAAAAAUAUACAUAAAUAGUUUAACUAAUUCACAGAUUGCCAGUUUUCAAAAUAUAAAAUCUUUUAAGAAUUUUAUAGAAAGAAAAGGAGAAGAGGAGCAAAAGAAUAUUUUAUGCAAGAAACAAGAAUUGAUUAACUUAAGUUUAAAGCUAUUAGAGCAGCUAAAAGAACACGAAAGAGUAUUUUUCCCAUCUGUAAAAUGCUUGUUCAUUAUAACGUGUAAGCUUCCAGGGGAACCUCUUGGAAAAAGGUUAAGGGAUACAUAUGAGUAUUGUACAAUUAGUCCGAAUAUUGCAAAAGAUCAGAUAUAUGCAAAUGCAAUGUCAUUAGUGAGGAUGCUGUCUCGUGAUGAAUUAUUGCCUAUUUUGAUGUCAUGUGUGCAUGUUUUAGAAGAAUCAAGCGAUUGCAAGGAAUUAUUCGACGAUGCUAAAAUACUGACACAAUUUAUUGAUCGUUUGAACAACUUAGAUAAUAUCGAAGAACUAGAAGUUGUUACAGAAAAAGAAAAAGUCAGACCAUUACCUGUAUUUAAAAAUAGAUACGAUCUUCAAGAAAAGAUGAAGUUAGCUGCUAAAGAUAAACGAAAAGAAUCUCCGUAUGAAAAAUUACGCAAUGAAGUUGUUGUUGCUAUGGAUACAAUAUUUAAGAAAAAUCUGCCUUCUCCUCUUGAGUUACCUUUUCAUGAAGUAUUUUAUUACAACGACUUUCAGACUGUGAAACGGCGAUUAAAUGGUACCCCUCGGCUGGCAAUACAAAGAGCACUUGCUACAUCGAGUUUUUAUCUCCAAUGUGAAUGUUGCAAAGAAAUCGAUAGUGAUACUGGGAGUAUUAAAUCUUCUCAUCCUGAUAUAUGCAUACUUUAUAAGCUUCACUUGGAAUGUGGAAAACUUAUAAAUCUAUACGAUUGGUUGCAGGCAUUUAUUACCGUAAUUGAUCCAUCGUUAAUUGAUACAAAAAAAAAGAAAUCUGCAUUGAAGAAGAAACUCGAAGAACAACUUCACGCUCGUUUCAUUCGAGGAGUUUCUGAAUUACAAUUCUUAGGUUUUAUAAAAGCAACUCUUCGAAAAACCGAUCACGUGUCAAGGCUUACCUGGGGUGGUUGUUAGAUACUGAGGAAUGUCUGUAAAUAAUUAUUUAUAGUUAAUAACUAUUUAAA
Messenger RNA from Hydra vulgaris (swiftwater hydra), 2460 nucleotides. NCBI's taxonomy places the organism in Eukaryota, Metazoa, Cnidaria, Hydrozoa, Anthoathecata, Hydridae. The record is from RefSeq and is a predicted model, not a curated record.